AUGUCUUCUUCACUAACUGCACUUGUUGUUGGCCUUGGUGGUGUGACCAAUGGUGGUAAAACGACAAUCUGUCGGGCUCUUAAACAACUAUUCUCUUCUAGUAAGCACAAUCUUGCUGUAGAAUCAUUGCAUAUUGACGAUUAUUUUCGCCCGAUUGAUGAUCCUCAUCAUAUACAUCUGGACAAAUUUAACCAUCACGAUUGGGAUUGUUUAGAUGCGCUUGAUACAGAUCAAUUUAUUGUAGAUUUGCAAUCUGCUCGUUUGAAAUGUGACCUUUUACUUGUUGAAGGUUUUCUCAUAUUUAACAUUCCAUUGCUACCGAAAGACCAUCAUACAUAUGAUCUAGCUUAUUAUUUUGAUUUGUCAUAUGAAGAAUGUCGCAAACGACGAUUGGAACGAAAUUAUAAUCCACCGGAUCCAAGUGGUUAUUUUGAAGAACAUGUUUGGGAUACUUAUAUCAAAGCAAAGAAAGAAGCGUUUGAACAAGACAAAGAUAUAAAAUUGGAGAUUAUUGACUCAACUAAGCAACCAUUGGAAGAAAUUCAAGAGAAAAUUAUUAAAGAUAUUGAAUCAGCUUUAAAUCGUGAUCAAAAAUAA
Messenger RNA from Rotaria socialis, 597 nucleotides. The record is from the annotation of a GenBank genome assembly. NCBI's taxonomy places the organism in Eukaryota, Metazoa, Rotifera, Eurotatoria, Philodinida, Philodinidae.